Myzus persicae (green peach aphid) is the source of this 2337-nucleotide messenger RNA. RefSeq lists its product as uncharacterized. The coding region runs from base 1249 to 2337 and encodes 362 amino acids. The record is from RefSeq and is a predicted model, not a curated record. The transcript has 8 exons. Lineage: Eukaryota; Metazoa; Arthropoda; Insecta; Hemiptera; Aphididae.
UAUUUUUACUAUUCCAUUAACUGCGACGUAGGUACAUGGAGUACACUAUACUAUACAUAUAUACAGGUAGUGCCACAAAUUCAUCGUCGACGCGAGCGAAUAUAAAUUAUAUAUUUUUCUUGUUUCGAUAGCAGCUCAGAGUAGAAUCACGCGUCGCACACGCUGCAGUGACUUAUAAAAUAUUAAAAACAAAUAAAUAUUGGUCUACAGAUAUCGCGAGGUAGUAUUGAGUACUUGCAGCUCACGUCAAUGAUGGUUUAUACUGGUGUGUUGACUAUCAUUGGUGCCCCAGGGCAAUCACAUAUUUAGAGCCAUAGAAAUUCAACAUGGCAUUUCAUUUAGGUAAUUUCAUUUGUUUUAAACCGCACAUGAUUUAUAAUUUUUUUUAAUCAUACAUUAUUAUGUUAUAUUUAUUAUAUUAUGUUCAAUAUAAACGAUUUGGAUGGAUAAGUUAUGUAAACAACGAACUAAAAAUAAUUGUGUAAACAAUGAACUAAAAAUAAUUUAUGGCAACUUACAGUGCAUUGAAUCACAUAUUAUUAAACUAAUAUAAUAAUAUACUAAUGGUUUAUUAGUUAUACAACUUACACAAAUCUUUUUUGCGAGUUAAAAGUUUUCAAAAAUUGGCAAAUACGAAGUUUUCCAAUUUAUAUUCUUGGCCACUUCAUCUUUCAUACCAAAAUUACAUUGAUAGUGUCUAUAAUUUUUCAUUGUGUUUAAUUACGACCGUAUAAAUAUUUAUUAACUAUUUUUAAUACAGAAAAAAUCUUUUCAGGCUCUCAUUAAAAUAUGGUGAAAAAAGGAAAUGUUGACAUUAGAGGAUGUCGUGGUUAAGGACACAUUAUUGAGAAAGAAAAAACACAUUCACAGUGAUAGAUCGUUAUGGCUAUGAUUAUGGAGCAAUUCAAAAGUUAAAAGUGCUGAACACUCGUUUUAAAUUGAAGAAAGACACUGUUUUCAAUAUACCCACGUCCUACACAGAUAGAGAAUUAUGUUAUGCAUUAAGUAAUAUCAGCAGACAGCAAUUCACUACAAAUAUUUAAAUUUUACAUGUUAUUUUAUCAUCGUUUUGAUAACAAUAAAAUAUGUUAUUCCAUUCCUUUUUCUGGCCACAUUGAAAUACACACAUAAAAUAAAUGUAGUAACGCAAACAACAUUAUUUCUCACAUAUUCCACGAUAUUUGGAUAAACAAUCAAUCAUUUUUUAAUUUAUCACCUAACACGAAUUACCUUUACGGAACAGAAAAAAUGGCGGAAGCUGAACCGAAUAAAGAAAACACCCCUACUGAAUCCCCUGCUGCAUCCCCUGCUGCACCCCCUGCUGAUCCACCAGCAAAUAAAGAUAAACAAAAAGCUACAUUACGUCCGGUUUUAUACAACUUCCGUGUAUCUCCGGUAAAAGGCAACAUCAAGCAAUAUGCGUCGCAAAUGCCGUUCUCAGUUUUAUUGGACAAUUUGAUUGCAGUGUUGUGGUCUAUGUACAACAAAGAAACACAAAUUCGAUGUGGCAUUAAUCAAAUUCAAUGGGCGUUAGAGUUUUUGAAAUGUUUAAAGGUUGAUUAUAAUUACCCAGAAAGCAUUGGUAACAUUGUUAAAAUUCUCGAAAAAAAUAUGAUAGAACUUUACUCCAAAAUUAGUGAAAUACAGAAUAAGGAAAAAAUGCAGGAACCCAGCGUUGAAAUAUUAGAUUCAAAAACCGAUUUGAAAUCCGAUCCAAAAAAGAAAGACGAACAUGCCUUAUAUUUUAACGAAGAUGAUAUUCAGAAAAAAUUAGCAAAAAUUAAAUUACGAGUGGAUAAGGUGACUCGUAAACCGAGAUAUAUAAAAGAAUUAAAUGAAUUGGGUAAAAGAAAACCAAAAGUAGAAGAAUGCAAAGAUGACGAUAAGUCUCCACAAACUUUCGUGAUCGGAGAGCUGAAAAAAAUAUUGAAAAAGUCUAUAGACACAGACACUAGAACAGAUGUUGAAGAGUUAAUAAAAGAAUUAAACAAACAAAAAAAGACACCUCCUGCAGCAGGAGAUAAGACUAAUGCAGCAAAAGAUAAGACAGAUAAGACAGAUAAGAUGGAUAAGACAGAUAAGACAGAUGUCGACAAGACAGACAAGACAGACAAGACAGACAAGACAGACAAGACAGACAAGACAGACAAGACUGACAAGACAGACAAGACAGACAAGACAGACAAGACAGAUAAGACAGACAAGACAGACAAGAAAGACAAGACAGAUAAGAAAGAUAAGAAAGAUAAGAAAGAUAAGAAAGAUAAGACAGAUAAGAGAGAUGAUAAAGAUAAGACAGAUGGCACAGAUAAAGCACCUACAACACCAGAUGAAUAA